Molecule: messenger RNA, 872 nt
Organism: Durotheca rogersii
Lineage: Eukaryota; Fungi; Ascomycota; Sordariomycetes; Xylariales; Xylariaceae
Exons: 3
Coding region: 163-642 (159 amino acids)
Source: RefSeq, a predicted model, not a curated record
AUGUAGAAUUCGAUCCCAAUUUCCCAUUCGACUAGCAUGUUCACUGCGAUCUGGUAGCGAGCGGCCCGAAGCUAGCGUUGCGCUUUGGCCGCCAACACUACCGGGCUCAACACACAUGCCACACCCAUACUGUAUACAGUACCGUAGGCUCUGGAUGGCCGAAUGGAGACUACUAACCUCGCCAACUCGCCAACAGAUCGCGGCCGGCAUAGAUCAUUGGCCAUAAAGCCGACGACGGCUCGAGCCCCGUCGGGUUCCUCGUGGCUUCACAGUGCCCCGCAUAGUCCGCGCUCCCCUUUGUACACCGAUGCCUUCACCUUCACCCACCCCCCUAUUCCGCCCUCAACCGACCCCUCGCCGGCAACGCCCGUGUCGAUUGCUCGACCUCCUUCGCCCUCACAUACGCCCGAAGAGUCGGGUCAAUUUCAAUAUGCGCUCAGCUCCGCCACGAGCCUGUCCUCCCGUGUCCAUGUGCGUCAUGUGCUGUGCCAACUCCCCUCCCCGUCCUCCCCCCUUUUGGGCUUGUGGAAUGCCGAACCGCGGAACAAACGUGCUAGGCACGCCGCCCUUGCAUGUCGGCUAACAGACGGUAUCAAUAGUUCAAUUCCACGUCAGAGCAACCAUGGAUGCAGAGUGAACUAGAUGUGAAUGGUGGCGGUGGUGGUGACGACGACGAAGACGACCCCGACGAUGGCUCUGCACCCCGCCCGAAUGUGAGAAGGGGCUCUACCAAGACCUCGACCAGUUCAAGCUCUUCGAGAUUCUUUCGCUCGAUAGUGUACAAGUUUGGCCGGACCUUCAAUAGAAGUAUGUGCGCCCCCGUAAGCCUUAACGCUGAAGCGGACUAGGUACUGACAGGGGCUCUCAACUCC